Molecule: messenger RNA, 306 nt
Organism: Echinostoma caproni
Lineage: Eukaryota; Metazoa; Platyhelminthes; Trematoda; Plagiorchiida; Echinostomatidae
Source: the annotation of a GenBank genome assembly
AUGGGAUUUCAGGCAGGUCAGGCCAUUGGUUCCAUGACGCUGGAAGAGCAACAGAAUGAUAAAUCACGUGAUCUGGUCUAUCGUGAUAUUGCCUGUCGUUGGCUUCGACAACACGCAACCCGAUGGAAGGCUUGGACAAUCGGUUGGGAUCAGAAAUUGAAUCUGACGGUGGCCGGCAUGUUUAGUAUGUACGGGAGUUGGGUUGUACCGGGUCUGAAAGAAAGUUUUCUGUUCAUAUGCGAAGGUCUGUUCAAUCUGCCUGCGCAGCUGGUUUUGAGGGACGAUGGUGUAUCUCUGUCCGCAUAG